Pseudophryne corroboree (corroboree frog) is the source of this 1356-nucleotide messenger RNA. RefSeq names its product E3 ubiquitin/ISG15 ligase TRIM25-like. The transcript has a single exon. Lineage: Eukaryota; Metazoa; Chordata; Amphibia; Anura; Myobatrachidae. Bases 1 to 1356 code for a protein of 451 amino acids. The record is from RefSeq and is a predicted model, not a curated record. Gene Ontology annotation, molecular function: zinc ion binding; protein binding.
AUGGAACAACCUGACCCUGCCAAGCGAGAGACCGAGAUCCCAUGCAGUUACUGCGUUCAGUCGAAGGUCCCUGCCACUAAAACAUGCCUACACUGCGAAGCCUCUAUGUGCGAAGAACAUCUGAAGGCACACAGUAAGUCCACGGAGCAUGUUUUGGUGGAACCCACCACUUCCAUCAAGGAUAUGAAAUGCUCUAUCCAUGACAAGCUGAUUGAGUUCUGCUGCUCCGAGGAUGGGGCCUGCAUCUGCGUGUCAUGCUGCAUCGUAGGAGAACAUCGAGGCCAUAAGGUAGACCCACUGAAGGAUGCCUUUGAGAAGAGAAUGGCAAGCCUGCAAGAUGUCAUAGAUAAGCUGACCGCAGAAAGUCAGGAGAAUGAGAAAAAACUUGAGAGGCUGCAAACAAAACAGCAAGAGGUGCAUCAAGCUGUGGCCGGGGUCACCGAAAGAGUGGCUGCACUUUUUAGGGAUAUGACUGAACAGCUGAAUGUUCUUCAGACAAGUGCCACGAGCGAAGUCUCCAGACAGGAACAACAGGCUCUGUUCCGUGUCAAUGGAUUGAUCCAGCAACUGGAAAAGAAGAAGGUUGAGCUCUCCAAAAAAAUAAGCAGCAUCCAGGGACUGCGCAACGUGACGGACCCAUUAACUGUGCUGAGGGGAACUUCCACAGAAGAGAGAGGCCGCAGGGACUCCAGAAAGAUCAGUGACGGUGACAGUAGCGUGCAUGUGGAUGGGAGUGUGGACGAGGGUUCCGUGUCCCUCAUCUUACACAUGGGCCUUUUAAGCUUUGCUGAGAGCCUGCUCGACCUGAUGGCGAUACGUCAGUUUUCUGAUGUGAAGAAGACAGACCUGAGGCUGGAUGUGAACACAGCGCACGGCAAGAUCGUCAUAUCCAGUGAUCUGAAAUCUGCGUCUCACUCCGCCACGUCUCAGAAGUAUCCGGAGACUCCGGAGAGGUUUAAAUCCUGCCAGGUACUAAGCACAAACCUUUUAAGCUCUGGGCAACACUACUGGGAAGUGGACGUGAGUGGCGCUAAGAAGUGGAUCGUGGGAGUGGCUUACAGGAGCAUUGAGAGAAAGAUUGCUGGAAACGAGUCGUUUAUCGGGUACAACAGCAAGUCGUGGACACUGUUUUUCCAAAAAUUCCUCGGGACAUCUCACAACAAUGUACAGUACACUGUGGCCUGCAGCAGCCCAAUCCAGGCUGUGGGAGUACACCUGAACUACGACGCCGGGUAUCUGUCCUUCUACCAACUGAGUCCAACUAGACACCUAUACACCUUCACCGCCACCUUCACCGAGCCCCUUCAUGCCGCCUUCUACAUUUUUGAAAGCAGCUGCAUCAAGUUGAAGAGCUAG